GAAAUUACAAAAAAAGGACAAACUAAAUACUUAAAAUUCCUCUACUCUCCUUCUCUUUCUCUGUUUUCGAAUUCCGUGCUAAGAAAUCACCCACAUGUAACAAUAAUGUGACCGACGCUAAUCUCGCCCUCACUGCGCGCAUGUGCCACUCUCCUCCUCCUUCUCCUUCUCCUUCUCCACUUCACUUCUCUCUUUCUGUGUCUAAAUAUAGUUGCAGAGAAUCAAGGACAGUUCUCGCCUAAGAUCUCUCUCUAUCUAUCUGCUUUCUCUAACCGACAAAAUACAAAUAUCAAAUCGAUCCAUCAAUGAAGGCCCAUACCAAGGUCUCCAAGCCCGGGAAUCCUCUCAUUUCCUUUGAGCACAAGAGGGAUGCCUAUGGAUUUGCAGUCAGACCACAGCAUGUCCAAAGAUACAGAGAAUAUGCUAGUAUCUACAAGGAGGAAGAGGAGGAAAGAUCAGAGAGGUGGAAUAGUUUCUUGGAACGGCAAGCAGAGUCUGCUCAAUUGCCUGUAAAUGGUUUGUCUUUAGAGGAGCAUAAAAAGGCAUUGCAUACUGAAAAAACAGAGCAGGAUGCUGGAAAUGGUUUGGAGAAGGGUGUUGAAGGAGAUGAUUUAAGUAUUGAGAAUCCUGGUUCUGAUGUUUUGACUGAAACUCACGCAGAAAAUGAAGAGAAGCAGUCCACAGCCAGUAAAAAAAUUCACAGGAUCCAAAUAUGGACUGAAAUUAGAUCAUCCCUUCGUGCCAUUGAAGAUAUGAUGAGCCUUCGUGUCAAAAAGAAGAGCAAUCAACCAAAAGAGCCUCAAGAAACUAAAAAGGAACCUCCUUUUGAAGAUGCUAAAUCUGUGAAAGGAUUAUCUGAAGAGGACUCUGAGGAUGAGUUUUACGAUGUGGAAAGGUCAGAUCCAGUUCAAGAAAGCCCUUCCAAUGACAGUGUUGGCACCUCUGGCACAGGUGCUACUGCUGGUGAUGCAGCCCCCUUAGAUUCUUCUUCUCCCUGGAAAGAGGAACUGGAUGUCCUUGUUCGUGGGGGUGUCCCGAUGGCACUUAGGGGGGAGCUCUGGCAAGCAUUUGUCGGUGUCAGGGCACGUCGAUCAGAGAAUUAUUACCAGGAUCUGCUUGAUUCAAAAACUAAUUCAGGAAGUCAUGUCGAACAGCAGCCAGGCAGUGAUUCUAAGGAUAUAACUGCAGAUGCUAUAUGUGUACCUGAGAAAUGGAAAGGACAAAUCGAGAAGGAUUUGCCUCGGACAUUUCCAGGUCAUCCCGCUUUGGAUGAUAAUGGUAGAAAUGCUUUGAGGCGGUUGCUUACAGCAUAUGCUCGGCAUAACCCCUCUGUUGGUUACUGUCAGGCAAUGAAUUUUUUUGCUGCCUUGCUACUACUUCUUAUGCCCGAGGAAAAUGCCUUCUGGACAUUGAUGGGCAUUAUUGAUGAUUAUUUUGAUGGCUAUUAUUCAGAGGAAAUGAUAGAGUCUCAGGUUGACCAACUUGUUUUUGAGGAGUUGGCGCGCGAAAGAUUUCCUAAAUUGGUAAAUCAUCUGGAUUAUCUGGGAGUGCAGGUUGCAUGGGUUACAGGACCAUGGUUCCUCUCAAUUUUCAUGAACAUGCUUCCAUGGGAAAGUGUUCUCCGAAUCUGGGAUGUGCUGCUUUUUGAAGGAAAUCGCGUCAUGCUAUUUAGGACAGCACUUGCUUUGAUGGAGUUAUAUGGCCCUGCAUUAGUCACCACUAAGGAUGCUGGAGAUGCAGUCACUUUGCUACAAUCCCUGGCUGGCUCAACUUUUGAUAGCAGCCAACUAGUGUUGACAGCUUGCAUGGGUUAUCAGAAUGUACAUGAAGCCAGAUUACAAGAGUUGAGAAACAAGCAUCGACCUGCUGUUAUUGCUGCAGUUGAGGAAAGAACAAAAGGGCUUCAAGCUUGGAGGGAUUCGCAGGGUCUGGCAUCAAAGCUAUACAAUUUCAAGCAUGAUCCCAAAUCAAUGCUGAUGGAGACAAAGCAGGCUAGUGGUGAUCUAUCUCGUUCAGAGUCUGGAUCCACUAGUGCAGAUGAAGUUCUUAUAAGCUUGACAGGAGAUGUGGAGAUAGACAGUGUUCCGGAUCUUCAAGAUCAGGUAGUGUGGUUGAAGGUAGAAUUGUGCAAGUUGCUGGAGGAGAAAAGAUCUGCUGUACUCAGGGCAGAGGAGUUGGAGACUGCUCUGAUGGAGAUGGUCAAACAGGAUAACCGGCGGCAAUUGAGUGCUAGGGUUGAACAGUUAGAGCAAGAGGUUUCUGAGUUACGGAGGGGCCUUGCUGAUAAGCAAGAGCAAGAAAAUGCGAUGCUCCAGGUUUUAAUGCGGGUGGAGCAAGAGCAGAAGGUAACUGAAGAUGCUCGUAGAUAUGCUGAGCAAGAUGCUGCAGCACAGAGAUAUGCUGCUCAAGUUCUUCAGGAAAAGUAUGAAGAAGCCAUUGCAUCGCUUGCUGAAAUGGAGAAGAGAGUGGUUAUGGCAGAAUCAAUGCUGGAGGCUACAUUACAGUAUCAAUCUGGACAGCUUAAAGCACAGCCUUCACCUAGAUCUUCUCAUCCAGAUUCACCACGAAACAAUCAAGAGCCUGGACAAGAUGUGCCCCCAAGAAAAAUUGGUUUGUUAGCUCGACCAUUUGGACUUGGUUGGCGUGACAGAAACAAGGCAAAACCUGCAAAUGCUGAGGACACCAAUGGCAGCAAGUCUUCCAAUGAGGUACAGAGUCCAAGCACCGAGCAGAAGGAUGCCAAUGGCCUUUCAGUUCAAGAUAAAGAGUAAGAUAAUUGCAGGUUUCCCUAAUGGUACUGUAUUCAUCUUCAAAUAUUUAAUGGUGUCCGUAGAUAUGUUUUUGUGUAUCAGUGCAAGUUCAGGAGAGCUUAGGGGUAGUUAUUUUUUGUAUUCUUUUUAUUGAGUUAAUGAUUUUUGAAUCGGACAGACAUUGUAGAGUUAUAUCCAUUUAUUGUUUGUUCAUGAAUCAGUAAUAAUAGUUGCAUAGGGUUGAAGAGAAUGUGAACUAGAUAUGAGAUUCAGAUAAUGAAAUAAUUGUAUAAAUUUCCUUCUGUAUC
This is a messenger RNA of Jatropha curcas, 3058 nucleotides long. RefSeq lists its product as uncharacterized. Gene Ontology annotation, molecular function: small GTPase binding; GTPase activator activity. The record is from RefSeq and is a predicted model, not a curated record. NCBI's taxonomy places the organism in Eukaryota, Viridiplantae, Streptophyta, Magnoliopsida, Malpighiales, Euphorbiaceae. Gene Ontology annotation, biological process: regulation of GTPase activity.